This is a messenger RNA of Brassica oleracea var. oleracea, 675 nucleotides long. Its product is annotated as zinc finger BED domain-containing protein DAYSLEEPER-like. The transcript has 3 exons. NCBI's taxonomy places the organism in Eukaryota, Viridiplantae, Streptophyta, Magnoliopsida, Brassicales, Brassicaceae. Bases 1 to 675 code for a protein of 224 amino acids. Gene Ontology annotation, molecular function: protein dimerization activity; DNA binding. The record is from RefSeq and is a predicted model, not a curated record.
AUGGAGUUCUUGAUGCUGCAAACGCUGAACAAGAUCGUACCAAAUAUGAUGGAUCACAAACAUCUCAGUCUCUUAGAAGAAGAAGUCAGCGACAUCUUUGCUAUGGCUACAGUUUUAGAUCCACGUCUGAAACUAAAACUUGCAGAGUUUUGUUUUGGUAAAGUUGACAAGAACUCUCUGGAAAGAAAGAUGAAACAUUUGCGUGAAAAACUGCAGACCUUGCUUAGCGCCUAUGAGAACAAGGAAACAUCGAAUUCUCCUUCUGCAGAGACACAUGAAGCUGCUCCAGACCAAGUUGCUGAGGAUGAAGAAAGUGGAAAUUUCAGCAAUUAUGAUGACUUCUUUUCAUUCUGCAAAGCAAAUGUUGUUGUUAGUGGAAAAUCACCACUGGAGAUAUACCUCGAAGAACCACCUAUAGACGGAAAGGUGUUUGCGAGUUUGGAUAUCUUGGACUAUUGGAAAGAAAACUCGAAACGUUUUGGUGCAUUGGCUUUAGUGGCGCGUGACCUUCUUAGCAUACCUAUCACAACCGUAGCUUCUGAAUCGUCUUUCAGCAUUGGGUCCCGAAGGAAGAUGAAGAAUAUGUUGAUGAUGAGACAUAACCAUCCUUUGAAUCCAUUAUCGAUGAAGAAGAUGACGCUUGAGGAGAAUCGUUUUAUUAGUGUUUCAGUUUAG